Molecule: messenger RNA, 2746 nt
Organism: Nicotiana attenuata
Lineage: Eukaryota; Viridiplantae; Streptophyta; Magnoliopsida; Solanales; Solanaceae
Product: protein FAR1-RELATED SEQUENCE 6-like
Exons: 2
Coding region: 565-2568 (667 amino acids)
Biological process (GO): regulation of DNA-templated transcription
Molecular function (GO): zinc ion binding
Source: RefSeq, a predicted model, not a curated record
CUCAUUUUUUGCUUUACAUUUUUUAGUGCAUCUCAAAGAACAUUACAUCAAUUUCUUGUGUCGGCACACAUUAUUUCAGCUCGUGAAAAAAUCAAAGCCAAACCGUUUCGCUUAAAAAAAAGGUCCAAUUUUUGAAAAUCAAACUAAACUUUUUUUUCGGAAACUAAAAAAACUCAAGGUAAGUUUUAAAAAAAAUCAAUUCAAAUCUUAUUAAUAAGCUUUAAACAAAUAAGUUUUAUUCUUUGUCGGACAUUGUAAUCCAUUUUUCGAACAUCUUUUCCUUUUCUGAAUGUUGAACAUCAGUUGCAACGAUAAACGAUUCAAUAGAUUAAUAAACCAAUCAAUAGAUGUAAUUAGCAAUAUUCUUGCAAGCUAUAAGAAGCUUUAUCCUCGUUCAACAAGGGAAACAUUACUAAAUUUGUAAGUCGAAAAUAAAAUAAUAGUUAAAUGAGUUAAAACACCAUCAAUUGAUUAGCCGUUUUUGGCUGAAAGACAAGAGGAACUCAGCCGAUCACCGCCGGCAGUGGCUCAGAAAUUGAUGUUGAUGGUUCUACAACAUUCCAAAUGGAUGGUCUUUCACUCAAUGCCGAACCCAUCUUCGAUGAUGAAACUGAGGAAUUCGAGAUUGAUGGGGAGUGUGCGAUGACAGAAUAUGUUGGCCAAUCUGGUGUUAUUGAAGGCGAAAAUCCUGUUCCUCCGGCUUUUGGAAUGGAGUUCGAGACAUAUGAGGAUGUAUAUUACUUUUACAAUUGUUAUGCUAAAGUGCAUGGAUUUGGGGUCAGAGUGAGUAAUACAUGGUAUAGGAAGAGUAGGGAAAGGUAUAGAGGAAAACUAAGCUGCAGCAGUGCAGGAUUUAAAAAGAAAAGCGAAGCGAACCGGCCCAGACCUGAGACAAGAACUGGCUGUCCAGCAAUGAUAAAGUUCAGAUUGAUGGAGAACAAAAGAUGGAGAAUAAUUGAAGUUGAACUUGAACACAACCACCUCGUUAGUCCAUCAACUGAAAAGUUCUAUAAAUCUCAUAGAAACAUCAGUUCGGGGAGUAAAAGGUCCUUGCAGAUGGAUGCUAAUCAAGACAUUCAGAAAAUUAGGUUAUUCCGAACUGUCAUUAUUGAUCCAGAUGAUGUUCGAAAAUUAAACAUUGAUGAAGGUGAAUUCAGGAACACGAUUGUCCAGUCCAACAACCAUUUGAUUCUUAAACCUGGAGAUGCUCAAGCUUUUCACAGUUUCUUCAUUGAUCUACAGUUGGUAAACCCUGAUUUCUUUUAUGUAAUGGACCUAAAUGAGAAAGGAUGCUUGCGGAAUGUGUUUUGGGCGGAAGCAAGAUUUAAGGCUGCGUAUAGUUAUUUUGGUGAUGUGGUCAGAAUUGACACUGCUUGUUUGACCACCAAAUAUGAGAUUCCACUAGUGGUAAUUGCCGGAGUUAAUCACCACGGACAAUCUGUCCCAUUAGGCUGUGGUUUGGUUGCAGGAGAGACUGUAGAGUCAUUUAUAUGGUUGUUAAGGGCAUGGCUGACAUGCAUGGUUGGCCGCCCUCCGCAGACCAUCAUAACUGACCAAUCUAGAGUUAUGCAAACUGCUAUUGCGGAUGUUCUCCCGCGGUCAUCUUAUUGUUUUUCUUUGUCACAUAUCAUGAAGAAAGUUCCAGAGGAAUUGGGUGGGUUGCAUGAAUAUGAAGUAAUCAAGAAAGCAUUUACUAAAGCAAUUUACCAAUCAUCAAGAGCAGAAGAGUUCGAAGCAGCUUGGGAGGACAUGAUACUAUGCCAUGGAAUUAGGGACCAUAAAUGGCUCCAGACACUCCACGACAAUCGUAAACACUGGGCCCCUGUCUAUUUAAAGGAUACAUUUCUGGCAGGGAUGGUUUCUGUGACACUCAGUGAGAAAGAGGCUUCUCCUUUUGAUGAGUAUUUGGCUAAUCAUACUCCCCUAAAAGAGUUCCUUAACAGCUAUAACCAAUGUCUGAAGGAAAUCUAUCAAAGAGAAGCAUUGGCUGAUACAGAAUCAAGGAAUUCCAGUUUUAUGUUGAAAUCAAGAUUUUAUUUUGAAAUGCAGCUAUCUAAAGUUUAUACGAAUCACAUAUUUGAAAAAUUCCAAAUCGAAGUCGAGGGAAUGUUUUCGUGUUUAAGCACAAGACAAGUAAGUAUUGAUGGGUCAAUUGUAACUUACAUUGUUAAGGAACAUGAAGUUGAGAAUGUGAAUGAAGCAAAAGAUUAUGAGGUUACGUUGAAUACAGCUGUUGCGGAAGUUCUUUGUGCUUGUGGUUUAUUCAACCUGGAGGGUUUCCUGUGCAGGCACGCUUUGUGUGUUCUAAGUCAGAACAGUUUUGAGGAGAUCCCACCUCAGUACAUUCUUUCACGUUGGAGAAAGGAUAUUCAUCGUAGUUAUGUUCUUGACUACGGUUGCAAUUUGAUUGACACCAAGAAUCCAGUCCACAGGUAUGAUAAUUUAUACAAGUGUGCUGUGAAGUUGGUGGAAGAGGGAAGGAAAUCGAAUGAACGAUACAAGUUCACUUUAGAAGCAUUGGGUGAGAUAUUGAACAAAGUUAGUUUGCAAGAUCAUAACACUCUUUAGCUUUUUAAGAAGAGAUGUGAAAUAUGUAAAAUAGAACAUCGUGCAUCAUUCUUCAGGAUUAUGCAUGCUUUGUAAUGUGCUAAUGUAGGCAUGAUCAUGUUUAUGGAUGUAUGCACACAAAAUCUACACUAUAAUGUAAAAUAGAUCUGUGUUAAUGAUCUAUCCUUAUUUUUGGUCA